AUGUCUAACCUCUACAUCGAAUCCACGCCCUCCGAGGUCUCCAAAGCUGACGGUAUCCACCUGUUGACAUUCAGCACUCCCAAUGGUCAGAAGGUCCAGAUCUUGCUUGAGGAACUCGCUCUUCUCUACGGCGUGGAAUGGACAACAACAAUCAUCAACUUCGCGCAGAAUGAACAAAAGGAAGACUGGUAUCUGAGACUGAACCCCAAUGGCAGGAUUCCCGUCAUCGUCGACAACACCAGCAAAGGCAACCCUUUCCCUGUUAUCGAAACAUCAGCCGAAAUGCUCUACCUCGCUGAGAAGUAUGACAAAGACUACGCGCUGAGCUUCCAAGACCCGCUUGAGCGCAGCCAGAUGAUACAAUGGCUGUUCUUCUGGCACGGCUCUGGUGCACCUCCAUAUGGCCAGCUCUGGUACUUUGGCAACGCAAAGGAAAAGCUACCUGCAGUCAUUGAGCGAUUCCGCACAGAAACUCUGCGCGUGUUUGGCGUACUCGAACUUCGCCUCUCAGGAAAGAACAGUGAUGAGCAGCCCAGAGAAUAUUUGGCUGGCUCUGGAAAGGGCAUGUACAGUCUUGCGGAUAUUGGAGCUUACCCUUGGGUUGCGAAGUGGGAGUUUGCUGGUUUUGAAAAGAAGGAGAUGGAGGAUUUCCCUAAUGUACUUGCUUGGCUUGAACGUAUCGAACAGAGAGAGGCCGUCAAAACUGGUACUGGGGACAAGUAUCAGAAGAAGCCUUGA
Aureobasidium musti is the source of this 738-nucleotide messenger RNA. The record is from the annotation of a GenBank genome assembly. NCBI's taxonomy places the organism in Eukaryota, Fungi, Ascomycota, Dothideomycetes, Dothideales, Saccotheciaceae.